This is a messenger RNA of Acaulospora colombiana, 501 nucleotides long. Lineage: Eukaryota; Fungi; Glomeromycota; Glomeromycetes; Diversisporales; Acaulosporaceae. The record is from the annotation of a GenBank genome assembly.
AUGGGAGGCAAGCAGUCAACACCGUCAGAAAUAACCAUAUACAACGAGCCGCAAAUUCGGGUAAAUAUAUCAUUCAACGAUUCUCAUCUUACAGAAGAAUUUCCGCGACGAUCUAAAAAAAAGGACUUUCCUCCAGCUUUCACACAGCCUGGUCGAUCAAUUACAAAGGGAACGAGUGACAAUGCACGAAAGACCUCGGCACAUUUGACGCGGCAGCGCGAUACCAGUGAGCCAAUGCUACCGGAAGAACUAGAGAGAAUCGUUCGUGCACGUGUUGAAGAAGAACUGAACCGAAUCAGAGAGCUGGACGAGGAGACUCAAUGGCGCGCCAAUGAACAACUUCUUCAAAACAGAAUAAUCAUUGAAGAUAGUGGAGCCAAUGCGGUCGUGACGGAACGUGACAUAGAAGAGUUGACCAUGCGAGUCGAACGAAAAUAUGGGAAUAAGAUUUCACCCGAAUUGAUUGAACACCAACGAGCUGUGAUCUCUUGUUACAAGUAA